Messenger RNA from Toxotes jaculatrix (banded archerfish), 767 nucleotides. It is a transcript of the gene cldn15a, whose product is annotated as claudin 15a. Gene Ontology annotation, biological process: bicellular tight junction assembly; cell adhesion. The transcript has 5 exons. NCBI's taxonomy places the organism in Eukaryota, Metazoa, Chordata, Actinopteri, Toxotidae. Gene Ontology annotation, cellular component: bicellular tight junction; plasma membrane. Bases 32 to 700 code for a protein of 222 amino acids. Gene Ontology annotation, molecular function: structural molecule activity. The record is from RefSeq and is a predicted model, not a curated record.
UUCUGUUUGACUGCUGCACCAAGGAGGGGGAAUGGAUCCGAUCGUGGAAGUUGUGGCUUUGAUUUUGGGGUUCAUUGGAUGGGUAAUGGUGGGAAUCGCUCUGCCAAACCGUUACUGGAAGACCUCCACCGUCGACGGGAACGUCAUCACCACCUCCACCAUCUAUGAAAACUUGUGGAUGUCAUGUGCGACAGAUUCGACCGGGGUCCAUAACUGCAGGGAGUUCCCUUCACUGCUCGCUUUGAGUGGCUACAUCCAGGCAUCUCGUGCCCUGAUGAUCACGUCGAUAGCGUUGGGCACCUUUGGACUGGUGGGGGCCCUGAUAGGAAUUCAGUGUUCGAAGGCAGGAGGGGAAAACUAUGUGCUUAAAGGGAGGAUUGCUGGUACUGCUGGAGUCUUUUUCAUACUUCAAGGUGUGUGCACAAUGAUCUCAGUCUCCUGGUACGCCUUCAACAUCACUCAGGAAUUCUUUGACCCAUUCUAUCCUGGGAUAAGGUACGAAAUUGGAGAGGGGCUUUACAUCGGCUGGUGCUCCGCUGUGCUCGCCAUCGCAGGAGGAGCCUGCCUGACCUGCUCCUGCAAAAUGGGCACAGAGGAAAAAUACCCUUUGCCUUAUCAGACCAGGGGAACUGCGUAUUCUGGAGCUGCUCCGACCAGAAGCGUGGCCGCCAGCACUUACGGCCGAAAUGCUUAUGUUUGAGCAGGACAUGAAAACAGAACUGUGUCGAUCAAAUCUCUUACAAAUGCCUGGGGUCAACUUUUUCAUC